GGCUUCAACGUGGCUAUGAAGAGGUACAUUCGCUGCCAUGCUAGCGCUUUGAUGUUGAUAGUAACACGCGACUAACUGAUGGAAUACAGCACUCCAAACAUGAUCGCACCUUUAUGGUUCCGUCAGCGGCUGCGCGGCCAGCCCAUCUCAUUGUCCCGCGGUCGCAAACAUCUUGGCUCCUGGGACUUCCGGACCACGUGCUAGGAGCUACAGAGGCGCAGAAUACGCUGCUCCACAGCAAGUACAGCUUUCCUGUAUCACCAGCACUCGGCUACGAAUUCCCCUUGCGAGUUGUCCACAGGCACCUUAAUCGCGCUCUCCACAACCUGACUCCCGAUAUCUGGGAGGAGGUGCAAGCUGCCAUGGAUACAGCACUCGGCUGCGACACGGAGAACUGGAAGUCACUCAACGUGUGGGCCAUAUCUCUGGACAUCCUGACACGGGUGACGAACCGCAUCAUCCUCGGACCGGGCAUCAACCGGGACCCGACUCUGCUGAAGCACAUGGUUCACUUUGUCGACAGCAUCAUCAUGAACUGUUUCGUGCUCGACUUCUUGCCAAAAUGCCUGCAUCCCAUCUUCGGCCCUUUGGUCAGCAUACCUAACAGAAUGCACUUCAAGCGUGGCGCCGAAAUCACGAUACCCCUCAUCAAGCAGCGAUUGCAUGACCUGGCACGCAAAGAGGCAAGCGACCCGGCCUAUGAGAAGUGGAAGGAGCCCGAGGACUUCAUCACAUGGGACAUCAAGAUGGCCAAGGCCGAGAACAACAAGGCCGAGCUGGAGCCUGAGAACAUUGCCAAGAGGAUCUUGCCCAUCGAGUUUGCCGCGAUCCACACGACAACAAUUACCUGCAUGUACAUGAUCAUCGACCUCAUGUCGACGGAUCCGAGCCUUGGUGUCGUGGAGGAUCUGCGCAGGGAAGCGGCUCAGGUAUUUGCGGAGGAGGGUGGCCAGUGGACCAAGGAGGGCCUGUUCAGGCUGCACCACAUGGACAGUGCGAUCAGGGAGAGUCAGCGCUUCAGCACCUUCGCACUGACGCUGACGGAGCGGAUGGUGGUUGCGCCCGAGGGUAUCACCAACGAGAUUGAGGGAUGGCAUGCGCCGCAAGGGACGGUGAUCAAGCUGAACCUGUUCAGCGUGCACAAAGAUCCCGAGAUCUAUGAGAACCCGGACGCCUAUGAUCCAUUCCGGUACUCACGCACGCGGGAGAGCCUUCUUGCGGAGACGAACGGAAUGGCGGGCGUGGUGCAGCUCAAGAAGACGGGCCUGACGACGACGAGUGAUACGCAUCUUGCCUUCAGCCACGGGAGGCAUGCCUGCCCCGGGCGGUUCUUUGUGGGCCAGGAGCUCAAGAUGAUCUUUGCCAACCUGCUGCUCAACUACGACAUCAAGCCGAUUACGGAGCGGCCCAAGACGGAGUGGCUGGGGAGUGUGGCGCUGCCGCCGAUGAAGGCGACGAUUGAGGUGCGGCGGCGGAAAGCGGCGUGGACGCCCGACUCAGCCAACUGAGCAGCUGUCUUUGGGAGGCGUUGUCAAAUGCGAGACUUGGGUCUAAGUUGUGUAUCUUUAUUUCUGGCGUUGGGAUGGCCGACUGCGAAAAGAAGGCGGCGCGAGGGCGCUGGAUAUGCGAUUCUGCCGUUUGAACGCGGAGGAUGUGGUUUGUCUGGUUACCUACUUAUGUAAGCAGGACAUUGCGUCUGUUGUGUAUAUUCUUCUUUGAGAACCGGCAUGGGUUCUUUGAUAAUCAACAAAUCAUGCCGCACAGAGACCACCCACGCCUGUGGCUUGCGCAUGUGAAGGUGAGGCAGGCAGGCAGGCAUGCAUGCAUGCACUACCCCACCUGCACAGCACCAGGCCAUCCCCGUUUCCCCAGACCCGGCUGCGAG
Messenger RNA from Microdochium trichocladiopsis, 1885 nucleotides. RefSeq names its product cytochrome P450. Bases 114 to 1508 code for a protein of 464 amino acids. The transcript is spliced from 2 exons. The record is from RefSeq and is a predicted model, not a curated record. Lineage: Eukaryota; Fungi; Ascomycota; Sordariomycetes; Xylariales; Microdochiaceae. Gene Ontology annotation, molecular function: oxidoreductase activity, acting on paired donors, with incorporation or reduction of molecular oxygen; iron ion binding; heme binding.